AUGUGGACUCGGUUCUUGAACUCCCUCAGUGACAGGCAAAAGGUGGAGCUUCUUCAGUUCCACACCAUCUCUUCCUUCAUCUCCAUCUCCAACUUCGAUACUCUCACCAACCCAGUUCAGACCCAGGCCGGCGACGACCCGAAGAGACUUCAACUGAACGUCACAACUUCAGGCAGCAGCGGAGUGAGCAUGACCACUGGUGCGGCUAACGCCACUAUCACUGGCGCCGUGUACACCGACAACAAGCUCGCCUUAUAUCAGGUCGACAAAGUUCUUCUUCCACUAGACUUUGUGCUUCGUACGGCUCCGUCACCUUCCCCGGCGGCGGCGAAGGCAGAUUCGCCCAAAUCUGAUAACACAAAAUCGUCGCCUGCAAAUGAGAGUACGACGGUGAUGGUAAAGCCAACAAGGCCAACACUAUGGAAUCCUCUGCAGGUUCUGUGAGUUUCCACUCGGAGAAGAUACCCUUUGUUCUUGGGAUUGCAUUUCUGGGUGGAGCCAUGAUUCUUUGAAGUGAAAGCUGAUGGAAGAUUUCAAUCAAUUUUGUUUUACUAUUUGGUUACUGUUGGGUUACAUAUAUUUAGAUCUCUG
Messenger RNA from Prosopis cineraria, 591 nucleotides. Its product is annotated as fasciclin-like arabinogalactan protein 12. NCBI's taxonomy places the organism in Eukaryota, Viridiplantae, Streptophyta, Magnoliopsida, Fabales, Fabaceae. Bases 1 to 444 code for a protein of 147 amino acids. The transcript is spliced from 2 exons. The record is from RefSeq and is a predicted model, not a curated record.